AUGGGGAAAGGCCUGGCCAUCUUUAGAUUAGAUGUCCAGGAAGAGAAAAGAGAGGGAUCUCUUACCACAAACAGAGCAACUGUGUUCACGAGGUCGAAUGAGGAAGAGACACUGCAAAUUAGGCAAAAAUGUAUGAUUCAGAAGGUAAUCAUACUACACUCUCUGAACAAUAAGAAGGCGGUUGGCAAAAGACAGCGCAGAGGACCUGGAUUCCUGGAUUUGGAAGACUUUGAGUUCAGGCCUUGCUUUUUCUGUUUACCAAUGUGUGGUCUUGGUCAUGAGGUAGAGAGUAAAUACAAGGAAAUCCUUUUGUUAAUUGGACUGGAUAACGUCACUGAUGACACGUUUCAUAGGUUUAAGUUCUUUCAUGCAGAAGAGUUGAAGGUCUCCACAGGCAAGCUAGAAAAGGCACAUGGAGCUGAGGCAGCUAAGCUGGAUUCAAAAUGCUGACAUAGUCUCUGCUGUGAUGAAGAUUAUAUGUCUUUUCAGAAGUUGAAUUAUAUGCAUGUGGCCAAAAGUCUGCAGGAGGAGAAGGAAGAAGGUAACAUGGAAAUAUUCUCUCCUUUUGGUCACUUUGCUAUCUAAUCUAGGUAUUUUAUUUCAUAACAUCAGUGGUUUAAUGUCCAGUGCAUAAUGCUGGAAUAGUUUGCUAACUUCAUGCACCUCCCCUCCGCCUCCUUUCACUGAGAAUUGCUUUGUUUCAAAUCCCACAAAUCUAUUCCAAGGCUUGUCAUCUCUUGUUCUAACCCAUAGGCUUACCACUUACCACCUCGUAAUCUUUUCAGGAAACCUGGUGGUGUAGUGGUUAAGUGCUACAGCUGCUAACCAAAAGGUCAGCAGUUCUAAUCCACCAGGUGCUCCUUGGAAACUCUGUGGGGCAGUUCUACUCUGUCUUACAGGGUCACUAUGAGUCAGAAUCAACUCGAUGGCAACAGGUAAUCUUUUCACUUUGCCCUAUCUUUGCCUCCAGUCUACUUUGCAGUGAACGUGGACAUAGGACUUCUAUGUUAACGUCCCAAAGCACAGCUUACACAAGUAUGCAAUGUUCUUCAAAUUUCACCAAAGGUUUGAAGAUCACAUAAAGGAAUUACAGCACUAAAAAAAACCUUAAGCUGAAGUAUUAGGCACAUUGGUUUCUCCAAAAA
Molecule: messenger RNA, 1145 nt
Organism: Loxodonta africana (African savanna elephant)
Lineage: Eukaryota; Metazoa; Chordata; Mammalia; Proboscidea; Elephantidae
Gene: PYDC5
Product: pyrin domain containing 5
Source: RefSeq, a predicted model, not a curated record